Carya illinoinensis is the source of this 1876-nucleotide messenger RNA. RefSeq lists its product as uncharacterized. The transcript has 7 exons. Bases 214 to 1707 code for a protein of 497 amino acids. Lineage: Eukaryota; Viridiplantae; Streptophyta; Magnoliopsida; Fagales; Juglandaceae. The record is from RefSeq and is a predicted model, not a curated record. Gene Ontology annotation, cellular component: membrane.
CUAACUCCAGUUGAUAGAAAUGCCAUUGUCCUUUUGUCGUCUCCACUUCCAUGGUCCUAAAACUCCCACUUUUAAAAACACCAUUUUCUCUCUCUGCAAAUCAUACUUGAAGAUUUCUGCUGGAAAAUGAAAAUGAUCACUCCCUUGCAACCUCCUUAGUUCCGAACAUCUUGGGAAUUAGAUGUGCUCUAAAGACUACUCUCUGUCUCAACCAUGGCUUGCCAAUCAUUAUCAACAACAACAUGGAAGACAAAAACAAGAUGUCAAGACUCUGCUUCCAAAAUCUCAUGCUACUUUCAUAAACCUUCCUCCAUGUUCCACUUCUUUGCCACCAUUCCCAACCAGCAUAAUAAACUGCAACCUUUUACCGCUUGCUCAUUGGGCCCCUCCUCAUCACAAACACCCACCUCUUCUUCUUCUUGUAAUUCUAAAAGAUCUGCAUCUUCUUCUUGUUCUUCUUGUUCUACUUCUUAUGCAGCUACUUUUAGGCACGUAAGGAGCAAGACAUCUGCAGAGAAUGAAAGGAAACAUGAUUUGAGUUUCUCAGUUGUUCAUGUUGAUGAUUCCAGUAUAUUGAAGCAGAUGAUAAAGAAAGCUAGGGCUCAGAAUCCUUUGAAGGUGGGAUUGAAAUUGCUUGCUAGAAAGCGGCCUUUGUGGCGGAAAUUUUGGUUUUCAUCCAAGAAGAUAAGGAGCAUUAUCAUGCUAAAUGUCAUCACUGUUAUCUUUGCAAGCAACAUUCCAGUUGUGAAAGAUGUUGAAACUAGCAUGGAUGCAGCAACGUUCUCUGCAGUGCGAUUUGUUGUGUCAGCCAUCCCAUUUUUGCCAUUUGUCUUUCAUGCUCGAGAUGACAUCAAGACCCGCAAUGCAGGGAUGGAGUUGGGAUUGUGGGUGAGUUUAGGGUACCUUAUUGAGGCAGUUGGUCUACUUACAGCUGAUGCAGGGCGUGCAUCAUUCAUUUCUUUGUUUACGGUUAUUGUGGUACCAUUGCUUGAUGGCCUCUUAGGAGCAAUUGUACCUGCCCGUACAUGGUUUGGAGUUCUCAUGUCCUCUGUUGGGAUUGCUAUGCUGGAAUGCAGUGGAUCUCCUCCGAGUGUUGGAGAUCUUUUGAACUUUUUGAGUGCAAUUUUUUUUGGAAUUCACAUGCUUCGAACCGAACAUAUAUCAAGAAACACAAAGAAAGAGAACUUCUUAGCACUUCUUGGAUACGAGGUGUGUGUAGUUGCCCUGUUAUCCACAAUCUGGGUUUUAAUUGGAGGAUGGUUUGAUGGUGUGAAUGGCUAUAACCAAUCAUCAUGGACAUGGACAGAACUAUGGGAUUGGACUGUUGCAUUUCCAUGGAUAGCUGCUCUUUAUACCGGCGUAUUCUCAACCGGAUUGUGCCUGUGGGUAGAGAUUGCAGCCAUGCGUGAUGUUUCCGCAACAGAAACAGCCAUAAUUUAUGGGCUGGAGCCACUGUGGGGUGCAGGUUUUGCUUGGUUUCUCCUUGGGGAAAGGUGGGGUACAAUUGGAUGGAUUGGAGCUGCUCUUGUCCUUGGUGGAAGCUUAAUGGUACAGAUAUUAGGAUCUUUACCACCCAACGAAGCUAAUGAAACUGAACAGGCUACUCGAAAAGAUCUCCUGCUAGUUUCAGAAAAGCAAAAACUCCAAAAUGGUCUCUCCACUUCACCAGUUGUUGUAAGAAAGGAUGUAAUGGAUAUGUUCAAGUGACUCCUCUGGUGACCCUAAAUGCUUGUUUAUUUUCUAUUCCAGCAAGAAGCAUACACCCUAUAUAGUCUACACAUAAAUAUCGUCUUGUUAAAUGGUGUUUUGUUUAUUGUUCUCCAUGUUCUCAAUCUACCCAAAAUCAACAAGAUCCCAAAGAGUGUUUGGCUGUUUC